This is a messenger RNA of Bacillus rossius redtenbacheri, 2473 nucleotides long. Its product is annotated as melanocortin receptor 4-like. The record is from RefSeq and is a predicted model, not a curated record. NCBI's taxonomy places the organism in Eukaryota, Metazoa, Arthropoda, Insecta, Phasmatodea, Bacillidae. Gene Ontology annotation, biological process: G protein-coupled receptor signaling pathway. The transcript is spliced from 3 exons. Gene Ontology annotation, molecular function: G protein-coupled receptor activity. Gene Ontology annotation, cellular component: membrane. The coding region runs from base 1854 to 2408 and encodes 184 amino acids.
UUUAUCAUUAAAAUCAGAUAGUAAAUAAAGAUUUUAAAGAUGGCGGCCGUAAAGGAAAUUGCAACGGUGACGACAUUAUCCAUGAUGACGUCAGAGGCGUAUCGUAGGAUGUAGACAUGGAUGCUUAAGCCUACAUAUGGACAUUUCUAGCUGCUGGUAUUUUAAGGACUAAAACGAGAAAUUUCCCCUCGAAACGGGAAUUUUCCCCUCGAAAACGGGAAUUUUUUCCUUAAAACGGGACUUUUUGAGUCAUUUUGAAGAAUUUUUGUGUCCAAGAUGGCUGCCGUGACGUCACACACCACAACCACACUCCGACUCCAGAUCUCGGAGCCCCUAUUUUAUACUACUUUCGCACGGCUAUACUAAUAGGUUAAAAUUAAGCCACAUCUCAUAUUCAUAGUAAUGUAAAAAAAAAAUUCUGUGAAAAUUAUUACAAUGCUGUAUAAUGUACCGGAGAGAAAAUGAAUAGCACCGAUGGUUUCCCGACUCGUGCACGCAACGUACAACUGAUGUACUCGUACUUCGCUACGGCAGUCUACAGGCAGAUCACUCUUGCACCGCUCAUUAUACAUGCCCCUCCUUGUGGGUACGCCACUGCCGCGCGAUGCCCGUUGCCAUGGAGACGCAGAAGGCAUGAACAAUGCAAAAUCCUGUUCUCAUGCAGACAAAGUACCCACUGUUGCCUUGUUUAACCACCCAUGGGAUCUAAUUUUCGGAAAAUGUCAUCAUGCGUAACAUAAGGAACAUUACUGUGAAUUUUUCAAGUCUGUAAAAUAUAUAUACUUGAAAAAAAGGGCAAUAAAAAAACUAACUAAACACAGAGAGAGGAAAAAAAACAAUAGUUUAGGUUUGCGGUUAAAGUGAUAAAAAGUAUUUAAAUACUAAUUGAACUCUUAUGAGGGUACUGAUGGCUUCGUUGUUAACAUCUCACGGGUGUUUUUUACUUGUAUGGGAAAAUUAAGAAUGAUAAGGCAUCUAGUGCGUGGCAACAAUGUUAAUAGGCAAUAGGAAAUAAACUUCUAGCGCCUGCGGCAUUGUCAACACACACUUCGUACGUGUACUGCAUGUUGUAUCUAACCCCCUCCAACGCAUUUGAUUCUAAAUUAGACUUUUAGUAAGGAUCUAUUAUGUUAUUGAUAGUAUAAUAUAGCCCAUAGCCUUUUCGAUAAAUGCACUAUACAACACUGAAAUAAUUUUUCAAAUCGGACCAGUGGUUCUUGAGAUUAGCGCGUUCAAACAAACAAACAAACAAACUCUUCAGCUUUAUAAUAUUAGUAUGUAUAUAUAUAUAUAUAUACAUACAAAAAAAUUAUAACUUGACUUGAAACAAUUUCAAAACCUCAAACAUAUUUUAUAAAAUUCACUCAUUCAAUUCAGUAGCAUUUCUAAUAAUACUUGCCCUUAAUAUAAGUCAUUUACCUAAGAUAUAAAUACUAAAACUGUAAUGGACUUGUGAAAUCCACUUCAGAUACAUAUACAAAAGAGUGAAAUAAACUUAAAACAGGAACCAAAAUGUUUGGUAAGGUUUUAUUUAUGACUAUUUUCAGUUUGGUGGUAUUAUACACAGAAAUCAUAAAUCUUAUUAUUGGCCACUAUCACGCUACGCAUAGGCGAUAAAAUCAUACUACUAAAAUAUGUAAUGAAUAGUAAUUAAAUAAAACUAUUUAUUGUUUUUGACAACUACCGUGAAAUUUAUUUUGUUACGGGAUUUAUUUUGGUUGCUAUAUAUAAUGUUAACAUGCAUAUACUCUACAGAUUGAUCGCCAUAGGAUUUCUCGGGAACUUCGCCCUACUUGCUGCCGUCUGCUGCCACAGAAAACUUUCGCAUAAGCGUGAACAUCCACAUCUUGAACAUGGCCAUCUGCGACAUGGUAUUCAUUUUUUGUCUGACGCCCAUAAACAUUUCAUUGAAUCAGAUGGAAGUCAUGACGAGGGUCUUAAUCACGACCAGCUUCCACAGCUUCGUCGGCAACGUCGCCCAGGCGGCGUCCGUGUACUCCGUCGCGGCGCUGAGCGUCGAGAGAUUCCUGUCCGUGAGGUCGUGCGCCAGGGACACUCUCGUGCUGCCGAGGGAGCGAAGGAAGUGGUGCGCGGCGGUCGUCGCUGCCAUCUGGGUCUUCGUCGCCGCUGCCAAGGUCUUGUUCCUGGUCUUCUCGGGAGAUGGAAACUUGGGGCUGGCAUACAUCUGCAUAGAGUUCACCCUAGGCUACGCCCUCCCACUCUUCAUCAUCGCCUUCUUCUGCGCUCUGACGGCGAGGACCUUGAAACACAUCUCCGUCUCCGUUCCCGGGGAGAGUCGAGUGAAGCAGCUGGCUCAGCUGCGCGGAGCAAUCCGAGUCGUGGUCAUGCUCGUGGCGAACUACGUCCUGUGCUUCACGCUCGAAUACAUCAAACAUAUACAAUUUUAACUAUACGGAAUUGAUUUUGAUUGCUAUAUAUAAUUUUAACACGUAUAUCCUCUACGGGUUGAUCG